Molecule: messenger RNA, 2301 nt
Organism: Amaranthus tricolor (Joseph's coat)
Lineage: Eukaryota; Viridiplantae; Streptophyta; Magnoliopsida; Caryophyllales; Amaranthaceae
Product: xylan O-acetyltransferase 1-like
Exons: 5
Coding region: 269-1726 (485 amino acids)
Cellular component (GO): Golgi apparatus
Molecular function (GO): O-acetyltransferase activity
Source: RefSeq, a predicted model, not a curated record
AAUUAAGCAUAAAGUGCUUAGAGAAAGACAACUAUCCCAAUAGUUGGUUCAUUUUAAAAAAAUUCUUUUAUCCUUUUCAUCAAACAAGCCCUUAUUUUCAAUUGAAAAUUUUUCUACAAAUUCCAUUCUUUUGUUUUUUUUUUUCUUGUUAUCUCAAUAUAGUGCUUGUUUUUUCUCUGUUUUUUCACCAAACAAACCCUUAUCCUCCAUUAUUUCUUCAUUCAAUCUAAUGCCUAAAAUUUAAUCAUAUCUUCUUUUAUCUAAUACAAUGAAGCAGAAAAAAGGAAAUCUUUCGGUUUUUAUAGUAGUUUCUUCAAUUCUUUUAUUUGCUUUUUUCAUGUACAAUGAAGAUGUGAAAUCCAUUGCAGAAUUCCCAUUUUCUAAACAAAAAGCUCAAGAAUUUCAAGGAAAUAAAUUUAAUGAUGAAAAUCCAGAUCAAAUUAACAAAAACCCAGUUCAAAUUAGGGAAAACCCAGUUCAGGAAAAUGAAAUUUCAGUCAAAAAUGGUGAAAGAUUAUCAGUUGAAGCUUCCAUUGAUGGAAAAACAGAGCAAGAAACAGGGGAACUGAAUCCUCAAAAAAAAUCAGAAAAUGAAAAAGAAAUUGAAAUUUUUAAUGAGGAAGAAAAAUAUGUUGAAGAAGAUGAUGAAGGGACUGUAUUUCCACCAGAAAGUUGUGAUCUUUUUACAGGAAAAUGGGUUUAUGAUAAUAUUACAUAUCCAUUAUACAAAGAAGAUGAAUGUGAGUUUCUUACUGCUCAAGUAACUUGUAUGAGAAAUGGAAGAAGAGAUUCAAUGUAUCAAAAUUGGAGAUGGCAACCAAAUGAUUGCAAUUUACCCAAAUUCAAGCCAAAAUUGUUGCUAGAGAAGCUAAGAGGGAAGAGAUUGAUGUUUGUGGGAGAUUCAUUGAACAGAAAUCAAUGGGAAUCAAUGGUGUGUUUAGUUCAAUCUGUUGUUCCUCCUGGUAGAAAGAGCUUAAUCAAAACUGGUUCUUUUCAAAUCUUCAAAAUUGAGGACUACAAUGCUACAGUGGAGUUCUACUGGGCCCCAUUUUUAGUGGAGUCAAAUUCAGAUGAUCCUAGGAAGCAUAGCAUAUUGAACAGGAUCAUCAUGCCUGAAUCAAUCAAUAAACAUGCUAUUAAUUGGAAGAAUGUGGAUUAUCUCAUCUUUAACACCUACAUUUGGUGGAUGAACACUUCUCUCAUGAAAGUUUUGCGAGGAUCGUUUGAUGAAGGAGCAACCGAGUAUGACGAGUUUGAGAGGCCGGUAGCGUAUGCAAGGGUAUUGAAGACAUGGUCUGAAUGGGUAGACAAAAACAUCGAUCCUAAUCGUACCACCGUCUUCUUCAUGAGCAUGUCUCCUCUACACAUCAAGAGUUUGGAUUGGGACAACCCUAAUGGUAUACAAUGUGCUCUAGAGACGACGCCCAUAUUGAACACAACGAUGCCAUUGAACGUAGGCACAGACAUACAACUAUUAAGACUAGCCCACAACGUUACGCAGUCGAUGAAGAGGGUUGUUGUGAACUUCCUCAACAUAACAACAUUGUCCGAGUAUCGUAAAGAUGCACACACGUCAGUAUACACCAUAAGGCAGGGCAAAUUGUUGAAUAGAGAGCAACAGGCAGACCCUCAAAAUUUUGCUGAUUGUAUUCAUUGGUGCCUUCCUGGCCUACCUGAUAUAUGGAAUGAGUUCCUUUACGCUAAGAUUAUCUCCCGUCCCACGUGACUCGUGUUCUUGGUCACGUGAAAAUUUUUUUUCAUUUUGUGCGGUAACCUGACUUUUCAACUUUUUCACGUGGUAGACAAAUAUUUUUCUAAAUGUGAUGGUGACCCGAUCUUUUUAAAUAUUUUUUGUCUAUCACGUGAAAAAACUAAAAAGCUCAGGGUCAACACAUGAUUUUUUUUAUUAAGGUGUCUAAAAUUUUUAGAUUAAGUUUUUGAAAGGUGGAAAGUUGGGAGCUUGGGCAAGAGAUUGCAACUAGUUCAUUUGUACUCCUAUCGUGUAGAGAAAAGAAUAAGGAAAAAAGAGAAAGGUUAUAGAAAAGUUUUUUAGUUUUCAAAAAGAUUUCAAAAGUUAGGGUUUAAAUUUCCUUGACGAGAAGAAAGAAAUUGAAGAUGUAAUGUAUGAUUCAUCAAGAAAAAAAAUAGAAAGUAAGAAAUGUAUAGAGGAGUUUUUAGCUCCAAAAACAGUUCAUCUUUCUUCUUUUGGUAUAAAUGAGUCUUUUUUUGGUAAAAAAAAUUAUUGUAUAGAAUUUUAAUUGUCUAUAAUAUUGGCGAUUCUAUUUGUGCAAUAAACUUCAA